AUGAUGCUUCCAAUAUCGACUGGCAGGCUUGAACUGCGGUAGGUUCAUCGGUCACAUUCGAUCAUCAGUUGCAAGAGUUAGCCUCAGAAAAACGAUUCUGCCAGAACUUAACAUUCAGGAGACGUGUUAAGGGAAGACAACGUUACGAUUGUCUAGAUCUCGCGUUAAUCGAAGAGGAGGGGAGCGCGCUGCAUCUAUGAGACCUCUUACGAAUGGGUUCUAGUGACCGUAUUGUAGUACACUUAGCCUAGUUCAAGUUCUCCCAGCAGAAAUCACCCGAUGAGUGGGAUACAAAUAUUUGAAAAGAUUUACCAGCAUGAGAAGUAAUAUCGUGAUAACAAUAUCGCGUGAAUCAGUUGACGAAUAGUGAAGCACUGCCAGCUCGUUGACGAAAACAUUUUCGACCUAGACUGCUCACUCAGAUUUAAAAAAAUAAACCGUCCUAUGUAGAUACGCCGGCAACUUAAAACAGCUUUGAAGAGAGAAGAAUAGGCACUAGACGUGCUUUCGACCAACCCUGACUAACGAACACACACGACUGCAUACGCAAUUACAAAGCAUACGACGACCUGAUUCCGCCCCUGAGGCCCCAAAACGAAGCAUUGCAGUCGAGGACCAAAUGAAAUCAUAAGUCACCCACGAAUUUCUUACAGUGGGUUUUCACUCGGAAAGCCAAUCCCGUUCCUCUUAUUAAACCAAAAGAGUAACUACGUCGUUCGGACUGGCAGAUAAUCGUUCUGUUGCCUGCAGCAAUCGAGACAGAAUAGCUCCGGUAGUCGGAAUUCACGUCAUGUUUUGAAAUUCCGUGGGCUAAUGUAUACUAGUUGUCUGCAGCAUAAUAGCUGUCUCGAGGUCCUUAUUUACCACGCCUCCGAGUGCCGCAUCAAGGCAAGCCAACUUAACAGCUAGUUCGCUUAUCUAUACCGUUCAUUAAUAUACGGCGGGCAUUCAUCGAACUCUAUGACAAAUGACCUCAGAGAAAUUUCGAAUUCCCUUAAAUAAACAGUACCCUUGGAAGCACAUUGACAUUUAAAACCCACACCGGCCGGUGUUCCUCCUACGACUAGAGCUUUCAUAAUCCAAGUAUAACAUCUCAAGCGAGCGACGCUGCCUGCUGUGUCGCAUACCCGGGUGCUCUCGCGCAUACUUUUGUCACCCAUGUUGACCUGUUGGACAUCGUUUUAUUAGACGAAGGACCACUCAACCCAUGUUAAACAUCGACCAUACCCUCCCUCGUAUUCUUUUCUUCUUUGUACCCCCAAAUUUGGAGCGUGGAUCAGAGCCUCCACACCGCGGUCUCAGAUUGCAAACCGUACUUCCAUCACACACUUCGUCGUACAGCAGGUUGUAGGUAACAACUCUAAAGUUCCCGAGUAAACUCCUGUAGUUUGUGUUCCGUUAAUAUAAUCCCGGAAUACCUGCUGACCUAAAGUAUUCUGAAUCUCUAUAAUUUUACUGGAGGUCAACAAGAAUCUGCACGUCGCAGGAGUUGUGAGUAAAAACUGCCUUAAGUUUCGCGGUCUUGCCACAUUAGACUAUCCCCUUUCCAAAUCCUUGUAUUAUCUCUCGACUGGGUGAACGUGAAUAAAUUUUUUAAAAAAAACUGUAAAAGCUAAUUAAAUCUGUUUUCCAAAUCAAAAUUUUGGGAAAUCUAUCGAGAUAUAUCCUUAGCAAAAACAAUUGAAAUUAGUGUAUUUCACUACUUUUUCGUGUAGAGUAGUUGUGUUUGCUAAGUGACUUGCGGGUUAUAACUAUUGUUAGAAUAAGGCUGGUGUUUACUUAACUAGCCCACUUCUAGGUUUUGAUUCAGCCCAAAUCACAAUCCCAACCCUAAAGCUAACCCUACUUACCUCACCCUUGCCUUAAGUCUAAUUCCUGACUUAACCCUAACACCAUCGCGUUAGUCUAACCCGUGAUACCGUCCGGCAGCCGGUCAGAACCUCCAACUAAUUAAGUGGAAAACGUAGCCAAAACCUUGACAGUCCGCAAUGAAGCCUUACGGAUGCGUUUAACAAGCAAAUUUGAUCGAAUUUCAUUGAAAGCUUUCUGGUCGGCGGUUAUACGUGGGUGAAAACGGCAGCAAUCAUUAUCGCCAUAUUUCACCCAAUCAAGGCAGUAAAAUUCGGCGACCCUGUCUCCAUUUUGAUCCCUUGCAUAUUCUGAAAGUCGUACACAGUUUAAGUACUGUUCCCUUCUCACUCAACCCGUGGUUUAACACCGGUGGCUAACGUGGGUUCUGUGCUGUUGUCUAAGAUUACACGUACUGGGAGUUCCAUAUCCCGUCAAUGUAGUAGGAAGCACUGGUGUCCAAGAGGAGCUGCGAAAGGCGGUCGUCUCACCCGCCUCUUGCGGUAAGAGUUCAUGAGUGUUUUUGUUAUACAAUAGAAAGUACUACAAUGGGAAGCUGCUGUGGCGUACUCUACAUUUAUGAUGGACGUCUUCAUAUAUGUAAGUGGACCAACUGGCAGAUGCCCUCUAGGGAACAAUUUACAAAUGGGGAGGUUAAGUGUCCAUGCUGAGGGCCGCUGUGUUAGUAUAUUGUAGAGCCUCGAUCACUUUUUUUCGGAAGCUUAAAGGAGGAGUACAUUCUGAAUCCACACCUUCGAAAUGAGUGAAGUCCAGAAACGCUCCUCUGGGCGGUUAGUUUUUAGCUCUCUAUAAGCUCGAAGGUGUUUUACGUUUUCCCUAAUGCAAAGUCCCAAAAGACCUAUUUGGAAGGACAAAGAGAGGCAUAUGGAUUCGGCUUUGAAAAAGUCGGAGGAAAUAUAUCGAUGCACUAAUUGACAGAAUCAGUGGCUCGCCAUCAGGACGUAGCCAAAGAAUCCAUUUGAGAUCCUACAGACGGCAAAAACUAGUCGGAUAGGAUUUGGCAAUCACCAGACGCUAUUCUUACUGCUGCGAGCUAUGAAGAAAUAUUUUCCGGGUGGAAAACAGGCAGACAUUUUCUAUCCGAGUGAUUUUCUUGGUUCUGUAGUCCGCGGUAAUGAAAAUCCCUUUUCAGUAAGCAGGCACCACGAACUAUCUUGUGUUUGAUUCACUGUCAUUGGAGUUAGUCGUGCUUCCUGGGCAUCAGGCCAGGGUCAUGAAGAUUAAGGACCGAUUCAAUGCCCAGGAGCAGUCUGAGGUAGUGUAUCGCAUCCCACGCCUAAACUGUCCUUGUAACCACAGGCCAAACUGAACACAGAUCGCGCAUACACGUACAUAAGGUAACUGUGCGACGGGAUGACGGAUUAUCCCAAGUUGCUGUCCGCACCUUCGAAACGGCUCACGAGCUUAAUUUCACAACCGCCAAGGUAAUCGCUCACCCCAAAAGCAAGACAAACCGAGAACUGAUUGAGAUCUGGGCCUUGAAUAAAAACUUAGUCGAUAGAUCUGGUGCCGACACAGAGCUCUGAUCAGUGACCCCCAGAUAGCGAUAAACUCCUUCACGAGUUCGGAAGUUCAGAAUGAUAAACAAAUUGUCCCAAUGCUCGGUCGGUCUUUCUUACUCAUAAGUGUCACCCCUACUUAAAAAUUUGUUUUCUGUAGAGUGCCAUAUCCUAACCACCUGUUCCCCUGAAUCAGCUUGUCAUUUUUCUGACCUUUGCGAUUCUCGUCUUUGCAGCAUGUACUCCUUGCUGAAUAUUUUUCGGGCACUACCCAAGACGACGAGUGUUGGAUACCUGAGCUGUAGCACCAAAGUCGGCUCAAUCCAGAGUAACAUUCGCGCCAAACUGACAGCCCUCUUCAAGGUAUCUUCUUAAACCACCGCCCAGGUUGAUCCCCUCAUACUUUAACUUCAGCCAAGCCACCUCGAGAUCAUCAACGACAGUAAACUGCAUUCUUCCAGCAAAGGUACGCACGUUGAUUACGUCAUUUCGUCUCUCCCGCCCCUCUCCCCUCCUUCGUCAAGGUGCUGAAACUCAUUUUCGCAUUUCAAUCGUGUCGCAAGACUUUGAGAAUUUGAGCCACGUGAUGGUAUGCCUGCUUCUUUUUUUCCCUAGAUCAUUUUUAUGGGGCAGCGACACAGACUAGUCAAAAAGGCUCUGCAGGACGAAUUUAAUUCGGGCCUACAUGCUUUGUCUAUUCAGGUGUGAACUCUGUCUGCUUCUAACUCAUUUACUUAAGGCGGUAGCACCCUCUGAGCGUCUGACCCCGGCCCCCUCGGUUCCCUGCAUCGGUCACACCAAGGAGGGAGGUGGUUUAAACUAG
Spirometra erinaceieuropaei is the source of this 4191-nucleotide messenger RNA. Lineage: Eukaryota; Metazoa; Platyhelminthes; Cestoda; Diphyllobothriidea; Diphyllobothriidae. The record is from the annotation of a GenBank genome assembly.